This is a messenger RNA of Trichomycterus rosablanca, 960 nucleotides long. It is a transcript of the gene nkx3-2, whose product is annotated as NK3 homeobox 2. The transcript is spliced from 2 exons. Gene Ontology annotation, molecular function: RNA polymerase II cis-regulatory region sequence-specific DNA binding; DNA-binding transcription factor activity, RNA polymerase II-specific. Lineage: Eukaryota; Metazoa; Chordata; Actinopteri; Siluriformes; Trichomycteridae. Gene Ontology annotation, biological process: regulation of transcription by RNA polymerase II; cell differentiation. Gene Ontology annotation, cellular component: nucleus. The record is from RefSeq and is a predicted model, not a curated record. Bases 1 to 960 code for a protein of 319 amino acids.
AUGGCUGUGCGCACCGGCGCCUCUUUUAUGCCUUUUUCCAUCCAGGCCAUUUUGAACAAGAAACAAGAGGAAGAAGAAGCUGAGGAGGAGGAAGAGGAGGAGGUAGAAAGGCAUCGACUGAACAAGUUUGACGUGUGUUUUCAGAAAAAUACCUGCUGGAAGUUUUUCGGCAGAGCGCCGCACGACGACGGCGACCACGGACGCGACCAGGCGCACAGGGACACGGACACGGAGCGGGAAUGGGACCUGGACCAGGGCAUAGCGCGGGUGGGCUCAGAUCACCAAAAGAGUUACGACUCGGACUCCGGUCUCAGUGAGGACAAUACAAACCAACUCCUGGAGGACGAGCAGGAGACCAAAAUCGGAUCGGGGUCGGAGCGUCGUGAGCAGGAGGAAGAGACGGAGCGCGACUUCAGUACCGACCGAGCUCUGAGCGACUGUGAGCUCUCCACCACCGUGCCCGAUAACCCGGAUGAGAAGAUCUCGGCGCAGGGUGGCAUCAGUAAGCAGCGUAAGAAACGUUCCCGCGCUGCCUUCUCUCACGCUCAGGUGUUCGAGCUGGAGCGGCGUUUUAGCCACCAGCGCUACCUGAGCGGCCCGGAGCGCGCCGACCUGGCAGCGUCUCUCAAACUGACCGAGACUCAGGUGAAGAUCUGGUUCCAGAACCGCCGCUACAAGACCAAGCGGCGUCAGAUGGCUGCUAGCAGCGCUGCAUCCGCCGCCGCCGCUGAGCUCCUCCUGCCCGCCGCCAAGCGCGUGGCCGUCAAAGUGCUGGUACGUGACGACCGGCGGCAGUACGCUCCAGGAGACCUGAUGCUGCUACGACCUCCACCGCUGCUAACUCUCCAACCACCAUCUUCCUCGUCCUCAUCUUCAUCAUACUGCUACUAUUAUCAUCCGCACGCCUACUGUGCUCCCACCUGGACCCUCUCAGCGGCCUCCUGCACUGGGAACCAGUAA